CUGAACAAGUUCAGACAGUUUUUACUUUUUCACACACUCUCUCUCUCUAUCUACCAAUUGCUUCGCUGUUAUUUGAUCCUUACGCGAAAUCAUUCAUCCUCUCUCUCUCUCUAAACAACCUAAAAUCAGUGAGACAAUCGAUUUCCUGUCCUCUUAAUUAAAUUUUACCAUCACAACUUACGGAAAGUUUAACCUGAAAUUCAAGAUUUUCUGUUCUUCUUCUAUUGAUUGAUCAACUAGGAGAGACUUUCCUCUUGUUUUGUUUUGUAUUGACUCUAUGGAAUCAAUUAGAAAGCAAGCAAGUAAACUGAGAGAACAAGUAGCAAGACAACAACAGGCAGUCUUGAGGCAAUUAGGGCAUUUUGCUAGUGAUUUUGGUAUUGCUGAUGAAGCUGAAAUUGAAUGCCACGAACAACUUCAACAUCUUUACAACUCUACCAGAGUCGCAAAGCAUUUUCAGAGGAACAUAGUUCGAAAUGUCGAAAGUUUUGUUUCUAUCAGCACGAAACAAUUGGAAUUAGUAAAAAAGCUAGCCGAAGAUUGUUGCAGAUACGGGAAUGAGAAUCAAAGCUCUAAUGCUCUUGCAAAUGCAGCAUUUGAGUUUGGUGCCUCGCACAAGUCAAUGGAGGAAGAGAUGGAGAAUUUUGUUAAGAUUCUUGAUUCUCAGGUUUCAGAGCCACUACGGGCGUCAAUAGUUGGAGCUCCUUUAGACGAUGCUCGGCAUUUGACUCACCGGUAUGACAGAAUCCGCCAGGAGGUGGACGCUCAGGCAGCAGAGGUCAGGAGACGCCAACUAAAAUCCGUGGAGCCUGGAUCUACAUCAGAGGUUAAUGCUAUAAAGCUAAAAAAUGCUGAGAUGAAAUUAGAGGAGCUGAAAUCUACUAUGAUAGCACUGGGAAAGGAAGCAACGGCUGCUAUGCUUUCAGUUGAAGAUCAGCAACAACGGCUUACUUUUCAAAGGAUUCUCACUAUGGUAAAUGCUGAAAGGUCUUAUCAUCGUAGUGCUGUUGACAGUUUAGAGCAGCUCUACACAGAGAUGAUCAUAUCGAAGCAGCAGAUCGAGACUGCAUCUGAACCAGCUCCAGCUACGACUGAUGUAUAUGUUCCACCUGCAGAUAGUAACUCUGAUAAAUUUGAUGAUGUCGAGCCUGGUAUUCACAGCAGCACCAGUUUCAUAGCAGAAGUUAUACAUCCAUUUGAUGCUCAAGCAGAUGGAGAACUUGGUCUCUGUAUUGGUGACUACAUUGUGGUUCGCCAGGUCACUCCAUACGGAUGGUCUGAAGGAGAGCACAUGGGUAAAGCAGGAUGGUUUCCUUCUGCAUAUGUCGAAAAGCGGGAUAUAGCUCCAGUGAGCAAAGUGACCGAACUGGCAAGUUAAUUGCCUUAAUAAUCAGCAAAUCCCAGUUCCUCCUCAAAACUCCAUCUGACUGGUUUUGUAAGUGUAGUUAUUUGUGAAUUUCUACUCUUUUUUCCCCAUCGUAUUUGUAUGAGCCUGUCUUAUGGAUGUAAUUUUUUGGGUUCACUCAAGGUGUGGUUUAUAUCUAGCGUGUAAUAAUCUGAUAUUCAUAUACAGCUUGUAUUUCUAUUUGUAAAUCAUCUGUCUAUUUUAAUGGAAAAGAGUUCUCUCAUUGAUUAUAA
Molecule: messenger RNA, 1638 nt
Organism: Papaver somniferum (opium poppy)
Lineage: Eukaryota; Viridiplantae; Streptophyta; Magnoliopsida; Ranunculales; Papaveraceae
Product: SH3 domain-containing protein 2-like
Exons: 10
Coding region: 278-1378 (366 amino acids)
Molecular function (GO): protein binding
Source: RefSeq, a predicted model, not a curated record